Molecule: messenger RNA, 433 nt
Organism: Lagopus leucura (white-tailed ptarmigan)
Lineage: Eukaryota; Metazoa; Chordata; Aves; Galliformes; Phasianidae
Product: barH-like 1 homeobox protein
Exons: 1
Source: RefSeq, a predicted model, not a curated record
AUGGAGGGCUCCACCGGCUUCGGGAUCGACUCCAUCCUCUCGCACCGAGCCGGCAGCCCGGCCGUGCCCAAGGGGGACCCGCUGGUGGGCGACGGCCGCUCCCCGCUGGAGCUGAGCCCCCGCUCGGAGGGCAGCAGCGGGUGCCCCUCUCCGCGUUCCCCGGAGGCGGCGGUGCGGCCGGGCCUGGACGCUCACCUGCAGCCGGGGCAGCUCUCGGCUCCCUCCCAGUCCCGAACCGUCACCUCCUCCUUCCUCAUCAGAGACAUCCUGGCCGACUGCAAACCCCUGGCCGCCUGCGCGCCUUACUCCAGCACCAAUGGACCUCACGGCGGGCAGGAGGCGGCGGGCAGGAUCCCCACCAAACCCGGAGAGGACUUUAGGGAGAAAAUGGAAAAAACCACCAGCAGCUCCUCCUCGGACUCCGAGUACAAAG